Acanthochromis polyacanthus (spiny chromis) is the source of this 1483-nucleotide messenger RNA. RefSeq names its product CD79a molecule, immunoglobulin-associated alpha (gene cd79a). Gene Ontology annotation, biological process: B cell differentiation; B cell receptor signaling pathway. The transcript has 5 exons. The record is from RefSeq and is a predicted model, not a curated record. The coding region runs from base 328 to 987 and encodes 219 amino acids. NCBI's taxonomy places the organism in Eukaryota, Metazoa, Chordata, Actinopteri, Pomacentridae. Gene Ontology annotation, cellular component: external side of plasma membrane; B cell receptor complex.
GAUACUCAGUAUAUGUCCAUUCACUGGACCAUAUAUCAGUACUAUUCUAUCUCAAUUGUAAAAUGUACAGUGUGUAUGUAAAGAAGACACAUAUAUCAUCCAAAAGAAAUUCUAUACUGAAUCUGCUGUUUGCUUUUUUAAAAUGUGUUCACAUGCAGUGCCUAUGCAAAUGUGGGGUGGUCCGUUUUCAUUCAAGCAUAAAUCCUGACAGAGAAAAACAAGACACCAGGGUGACUGCAAAGGAGGAAGCUGGAUCAUUGAGUGUAGAGUUUUACUUGAAUUAUUUCAACAAUUCUCAUUUUUGGAUUGAAUAUUUGUGGGGGAAAAAUGAGAAUAGCGGUAAUCGUCGUCCUCUGCAGUUUGGCAGGUAUUACUCAGGGUGAGGUGACUUUAAAGGCAGACAGACCCUAUUUAGAGGUGCGGCACCCUUCCUCUGCUGAAUUGAAGUGCUGCUACAAAGGAGCGCCACAGGACCUCAUUUGGAUCAGACGUGUUAAACCUACCAGACACACCACCGCUGUGGAAACAGUGAUUGCUUCGAAGUCUGUGCGUGAAGGAGACCCUGAUGUGUGCUGUGGUACCCUAAAGGUUACAUUAGUCCAGCUGAAUGACUCUGGACUGUACCAGUGUUAUUUGAAUGACACUAAACUCUUCACUCAUGGCACCUACCUUCAUGUCUACGAGCCACUGGACAAGACAAUAGACUUCGACGAAAGCACCAAAAACACGAUCCUGACCGUUGAGGGAAUCCUACUGUUAAUGUGUGUUCUGGUGCCUUCCGCCAUUCUUCUGUUCAAGUCAAAGACUCUCCAUACACUGGAGAAGAAGAAAAUGAAGAAGGAAGAGGAAAACAUAUAUCAGGGGCUGAAUCUUGAUGAUUGUUGUACAACAUAUGAUCAGAUUGAACGCUCCCAGGCACAGGGUCCAUACCAGGAUGUGGCCAACAUUUUGGGAGAAGGGGAUGAAGUCCAGCUCGAGAAACCAUGAAAGGAAGUGGAGAAAAGUGUGAAAUGUAAUUUUUUUUAGCAUCUGAAACGUAUUGCUUAACUUUGUGCAAUCAUUUAUGAUUCAAACAGCCAUUGUUCAAAUCGCCUUACUACAUAGUUAUGGCAGUUACCAGGAUUUUAGGCCACAUAAGUUCUAGUAGCCAUGCCACUCAUUUUAUUCAUUUAAAAACAGCUACGUGUGUGUUGUCUUUUCCUUGGCAUUAAAUUGAUACAUUUAAGGAGAAAGAAUAUGAAAUGCUUGUCAGAUGGUUAACAGUCUGAAAAAUACUCAAGACAUGCUAGUUGCUGAGGAAUUUGUGUACAGAUUAAGAACUCCUUAACAGCUUCAGAGUGACCAUUGAGGUAAGAUCAUUUUGUUAUCAGCUUUAAUGUUUAUAUAAACCUCUGUAAAAUGAACUAUUUGCAUUAUACUGUAACUUAUGACAAUUACUUGCCUUCUAAUGCUUCUUUAACUGCUGGAAAAAUAAAGAGUGUAA